CGUGGCUGUCCCUCUGUCCGUAGUCAUACUAGAAAUACGCAUAUGGAUCAACGCUGGCUCUUGCUGUUACUGCCUAAACAGGCUUGCCAUCCAUCAGUGCGCAUACGCUUCUUCGUCUCCGUCUGUCGCUGAGCUGGAGCGUCCUCGCCACCCUUACGCCCCGCCCAUCUUGCAGAGUUCUUGCAGAGAGAUAGACCAGAGCUUCCCUCUUCCAGCUGUACAGCACACGCCGCAGAGUGACUCACGGUGCUCGCUUCUUCUGCCAUGGACACUACCGCUCGUCCUCCAACGGUCCGCUCACGACCGCGCACAGCUGGGCAUGCAUCUAACAGCGUCUGCGCACUUGUUGAAAGCAGAGGCAUAUCGCGCUUGGUAGGAAUGGCUUUCUUCCUCUUGGACUCUGGCACUUGCAUCUUGACAGAAGUGGCAGAUACCUUCAUCCGUACCAUACACAAGCUUUGCGUGCUCGAGCCUACACAAAUUCUAGCCCCUGCCACCGCCUUUAGUCCUACCAAGAGCAAGCUCGUACGGAUCAUCGAGGAGAACACGCCCAACAACAACUUACGUGCUAUCUCUAGGAGACUAUUCUCUGAAGCGGAAGGGUUGGAAUACCUCUCCGAUUACUGCAUUGACCAGGAUAUCACAGCUGUAAAGACCGCCACCAGCGGCAAGUUCUUCUGUAUCGCUGCCUUUGCUGCCGGAAUCAAGCAUCUUGAGGACGAACACAAUACUGUCUUCGCUCCAAAGACACUUCGCAUCCAGUACCAGUCAUCGGACGGAGUCAUGCUGAUGGACUGGGGCACAGUACGAAGCUUGGAACUCAUCUCCAACUCAAUUGAGGCAAAGAGCGAUCGAUCUCUGCUCGGCAUCUUAAAGAAGACUGGUACGGCGGCAGGUCACAGAUUACUUCGCAGCAGUAUAUUACAACCAUUGACGAACAAAGACAUCAUUGAGCACAGACUGGAGCUUGUUAAGGAGUUCACAGAGAAAGAAACCUUGUUUUUUGACGUUCAGAAGGCAGUCAAGGGACAACAUGAUCUAGAAAGACUCUUGGCUGUGCUCGUGACUAAGCCUGCCCAAGUCAGCAUGAAGUUCUCGGAGCAACGUCUCAAUGAUGUUCUGUUGCUGAAGAGUGCGUUGCAGCUGGUAUUCUCGAUUGCAACCGCGAUGUCAAGAGCUGAGUCGGCGCUUGGCAUUGAGAUUGCAGCUCUCCUCUCCGCUGCUGCAAAGGACGAUGUCUUGGCUGCCAUAUCAGAGCUCAUCACUGAAGAUACUGAGGUAGCAUCUAGCCCCCUGGCUCUGCGAAACCAACGUUGUUAUGCCGUCAAAGCUGGUAUCAACGGCAUGCUUGAUCUUGCUCGCCAAACCUACAAAGAACUGGUCGACGACGCCGUCUCGCUAGCAACACAAUACGCAGAGGAGUAUGAGUUGCCAAUCCAGCUUCAGUUCGAGGCCAAUCGAGGCUUCUUUCUCUCCAUACCGAUCGGUCAAACUGAUCACCAUGAGCCAUUGCCCGAUACCUUUGUGAACCAAGUCAAGCGCAAAAAGACCAUACAGUUUUCGACUUUGGACUUGGCCAAACGAAAUGCUCGCAUUCAUGAAGCACUCAACGAACUACUGAUGCUGAGCGACGAGGCCGUCGAAGAGUUGGUUGAAACCAUUCAGACGCACAUCAGUGGGUUGUACAAACUUUCUGAGGCGAUCGCUUUGCUCGACAUGUUGCAUGCAUUUGCAUCCGUUGCAAUCUCUUCGAGGUAUGUCAGGCCUCACUUCUCUGACGAUACACUCGGGAUCAAGCAAGGCAAGCACCCAGUCAAGGAGAAACUCGAAGGUCUGCAUUACGUGGCCAAUGACACCUUCGCCAACGUGAAUUCUCGAUUUCAGAUCGUGACAGGUUGUAACAUGGCUGGCAAGACAACGUAUCUCAAAGCGAAUGCAUUGCUUGUAGUCAUGAGUCAAAUUGGGUCCUUUGUACCGGCUGCUCAUGUAGCAACGCCAAUAUUCGAGCAAUUAUGCACACGGUUUGCUACGGAUGAUGGUACUGAUGUCGACGCCAGUACAUUUUCCGCAGAAAUGCAAGAUAUGGCCUUCAUCAUGAGAGAAGCCAAGGCAAGUUCCCUGGUUUUGAUUGAUGAAUUGGGUCGAGGCACCUCUACCAGCGAUUCUCUCGCAAUUGCGACGGCCAUUUGUGAAAAGCUGCUGGUGAGUAAGGCCACGGUUUUGUUCGCCACGCACCUACACGAGCUUGCCCAAGUCUUACAAUGGCGCCCUGGAGUUACGUGUCUUCGAUUGCGAGUGAGCGAAGAGGCAGACCGGCUAACCAUGCACUACCAAGUUGCGGAUGGUACCUGUCAACAGAGCGCGUAUGGUCUGAAGCUCGCCCAAUCGACUGCGCUACCAAGUACUUUGACCGAUCGGGCUGUGGGACUGAGGACCGCUCUUCUGGUACGCCAAGCCGACCGUCGCGCCGCAAGCAAGAUCGGCAAAAUAGUCGCACGUCGCAAAGCCGUCUUGGAGCUUCAGUUGUCAUUGAUGCGUUCCGCUGAGUCUGUUCUGGCAGAGAAAGACACGCAUGCUCUUCUACUUCGCCUACAGUCAGCAUUCCUGGACAAUUUGGCCUAAGUCUCUGCCCAUCGAAUGACGGUGACGGAUGUUGUGAAAACCAUAGCCACGAUGCCAGUGCAGAUGAGUAGAAUAUCGACCGCCUGUACGAAACGUGAAGAAGCGACGCUUUUCAGGUGCAACAAUGCUGGAUAGAUGUAGACCAAAGGCACACAAGCAAAUGACCCGAUUAAAGCCACGAAUUUAUCCAGAUCAUUCGCGCCGAGCAAGGCAAGCAGACCACAUGCAAGAACCAUGCACAACCUAAAACUGUUCUUCUUCCA
Protomyces lactucae-debilis is the source of this 2885-nucleotide messenger RNA. Its product is annotated as muts domain V-domain-containing protein. The transcript has 6 exons. The record is from RefSeq and is a predicted model, not a curated record. Bases 265 to 2622 code for a protein of 785 amino acids. Gene Ontology annotation, biological process: mismatch repair; reciprocal meiotic recombination. NCBI's taxonomy places the organism in Eukaryota, Fungi, Ascomycota, Taphrinomycetes, Taphrinales, Protomycetaceae. Gene Ontology annotation, cellular component: nucleus. Gene Ontology annotation, molecular function: mismatched DNA binding; ATP-dependent DNA damage sensor activity; ATP binding.